This is a messenger RNA of Hibiscus syriacus, 2440 nucleotides long. RefSeq names its product granule-bound starch synthase 2, chloroplastic/amyloplastic-like. The coding region runs from base 133 to 2388 and encodes 751 amino acids. Gene Ontology annotation, molecular function: alpha-1,4-glucan glucosyltransferase (UDP-glucose donor) activity. The transcript has 10 exons. The record is from RefSeq and is a predicted model, not a curated record. Lineage: Eukaryota; Viridiplantae; Streptophyta; Magnoliopsida; Malvales; Malvaceae.
AAAAAAGACUAUAACUUGCCAUUCACCCAUUUCCCCCAAAUUAAGUUGUAAAAAAGAAGAAGAAAGGGUAUUCUUGGGGGAUUUUGGUUUUAUUAUUUUGAUUUUUGAGUCGGUAGUUUCUGGCCCUGGGAAAUGGCUUCCAUUGGUACUUCUUCACCUUUUAUGAUUGACAGAAAUAGGGAAAGCAAACCUUUUGUUUUCUCAACUUUUAGGCCGAGAAAGAUUAAAACUUUGGCUGUUUCGAAUGGUUCAACAUGUGGGGUUUCUUUGUUUUAUAAUAACAAAGGGAAGCUAUGGAGAUUUAAGCCUGUUGGGUUGGCUAGUUCUACGGAUGGCCUUGGUGGUGAUAGCUCAGAUAAUACACUUCAGGAUACAAUUGAGAAGAGCAAGAAGGUUCUUGCCAUGCAAAAAGACCUACUUCAACAGAUUGCUGAACGAAGGAAAUUGGUUUCAUCGAUAAAAGGUAGCAUUGUUGACCAAGAUGAAGAUGGAGAUUUUCAUAAACAGGGGAGUAACUCUCUUCCCAAUCCAGACCUUGCUUCUAUCAGCUCCGACAGAGUAGAUGAAGACAAAAAUGGUAGCAUUCUUUCAAACAGUCGUGCCAAUUCAGCUACAAAGAAUGUAUCGGAGAUCCUACCUUCUACUGAAGUUCAAGAGGAACCUGACCUAUAUUUGCCCCCUGAAAAGGCUUCCUCUACUAUAGGUUCUACGAAACAGCCGAAAAUCGCUGAUUCUAAAGCAUUUAAGUUUGAUGUGAUUCCUUCUUAUCUCUUGAGUUCAUCUGACAAUGCCCGAGUUACAGAUGAACAGAAUGAAAAUUUGGCCAAAGCAGUCUCGAAGGAGGCUGCUGAGGUAGAUGAUUCUGCCAUUGAAGGUGAAAACCCCCCGCCACUAGCAGGUGCAAACGUCAUGAAUGUUAUAUUAGUAGCAGCAGAAUGUGCCCCGUGGUCUAAAACAGGUGGGCUUGGAGAUGUUGCCGGUUCUUUGCCAAAGGCUUUGGCUCGACGUGGACAUAGGGUUAUGGUUGUGGUACCUCGAUAUGCGGAAUAUGCUGAUUCUCAAGCUACCGGAGUUCGAAAGAGGUAUAAGGUAGACGGACAGGAUAUAGAAGUAACCUACUUCCAAGCGUAUAUUGAUGGUGUGGAUUUUGUUUUUGUGGACAGUCCCUUGUUUCAACAUAUGCAGAAUAACAUAUAUGGAGGAAACCGUGUGGAUAUUUUGAAGCGCAUGGUAUUGUUUUGCAAAGCAGCGGUCGAGGUUCCGUGGCAUGUUCCAUGUGGUGGUGUCUGCUAUGGAGAUGGAAAUCUGGUUUUCAUCGCUAAUGAUUGGCAUACUGCCUUGUUGCCAGUGUACUUGAAGGCAUAUUAUCGGGAUAAUGGUUUGAUGUCCUUCACGCGAUCCGUUCUUGUUAUCCAUAACAUCGCUCACCAGGGUCGUGGGCCGGUUGAAGAUUUCAACUAUGUCGAUCUACAGGAACACUACAUGGACCUCUUCAAGUUAUAUGACCCAAUAGGAGGUGAUCACUUCAAUAUCUUUGCGGCUGGACUAAAGACGGCUGACCGAGUGGUCACCGUUAGCCAUGGAUACGCUUGGGAGGUCAAAACUUCAGAAGGUGGUUGGGGUUUGCAUGGGAUCAUAAACGAAAACGAUUGGAAGUUGAGGGGAAUAGUCAAUGGAAUCGAUACAAAGGAGUGGAAUCCGAAGUAUGACAUUCACCUCAAGUCAGAUGGUUAUACUAACUACUCCUUGGAAACACUGAAAACCGGCAAACCUCAAUGCAAGGCCGCCCUACAAAAGGAGCUUGGGCUACCGGUUCGUGAAGAUGUCCCACUGCUCGGCUUUAUCGGGAGACUAGAUCAACAAAAGGGCGUUGAUCUAAUCGCUGAGGCAAUUCCCUGGAUGAUGGGCCAGGAUGUACAGUUAGUCAUGUUAGGAACCGGCAGAGCCGACCUAGAACAGUUGCUAAGAAAGUUUGAAAACGAACAUCGCGACAAGGUAAGGGGAUGGGUAGGGUUUUCAGUAAAGACAGCUCACCGUAUAACAGCCGGGGCAGAUAUUUUACUGAUGCCAUCAAGAUUCGAACCCUGUGGACUAAACCAAUUGUAUGCUAUGAACUACGGGACGAUCCCGGUUGUGCAUGCGGUGGGUGGAUUGAGGGACACAGUCCAGCAAUUCAAUCCGUUUGAAGAGUCGGGACUCGGUUGGACAUUCGACAGUGCGGAUGCGAACAAGUUGAUACAUGCUCUAGGGAAUUGUUUGUUGACAUAUAGAGAGUAUAAAACAAGCUGGGAAGGGUUGCAAAUACGGGGAAUGAAGCAAGAUCUGAGCUGGGACAAUGCAGCUGAGAAGUACGAGGAAGUCCUCGUUGCUGCCAAAUACCAAUGGUGAGGCGUGUUUGUUUUAUGAUUCUUGAAUAUCAUGUAAAAGAUAGGAUUUAGAG